This is a messenger RNA of Hypoxylon trugodes, 1488 nucleotides long. RefSeq lists its product as uncharacterized. The record is from RefSeq and is a predicted model, not a curated record. Gene Ontology annotation, molecular function: FAD binding. Bases 1 to 1488 code for a protein of 495 amino acids. Lineage: Eukaryota; Fungi; Ascomycota; Sordariomycetes; Xylariales; Hypoxylaceae. The transcript has 4 exons.
AUGCUUGACUCUAUGUUCUUUAGACUUCUACCUGCCCUUGCGCUCUUAGGCGGUCGGGCUUCUUCCGCACCCGUGGAUGGUUACAAUUGGCCACCCUCAAUAGCAGGAGAAGCUCAUGGACCGUCGUGGCCUCAGUUUGCCAAUGCCACCCUACGUUGGUCUACGUAUGCGGCCCCAACCUUCAACGAAGUGUUCAUUCCCCAAACAGAAGAGGAUCUGUCUACAGCACUUCGCUACCUGUCGAGUUCAAACAAGACCUGGUUGGCCCAGUCAGGCGGUCAUGGGUACUCUGCAACGCUGCAAACAAUCCAGAAUGCUGUUCUCAUCAACAUGGAAAGCUUUGACUACGUAAAAGUAAACCCGAACAUGACUGUUACCGUGGGCACUGGUGUCAAAUUCGAUGAGUUGAUCAGCGUGGUUGGAAAUGCGGGUAGAGAGCUAACUGUUGGGUUUUGCCCUGGAGUGGGCGCGAUGGGAGCUACACUCGGUGGUGGGCUCGGCCGACUGGAAGGUCUCCAUGGCCUAACAAGUGACGCCCUGCUUAGUGUGCGAAUGGCGCUGUGGAACGGUACAAUUAUCGAAGCCUCUGAAACGGUCAACCCAGACCUAUUGUGGGGUCUUCGCGGUGCUGGUCAGAACUUCGGUAUCGUCAUCGAGGCGCUAUUCCAGACGUACCCGGCAACGAAUGGAGGCUUGCAGUACAGCUCGGACUUGAUCUUCAGUGCUGACAAGCUGGAAGCCGUCAUGAACGUGACAAAUAGCUUGUUGACACCUCAACUGGACCCCGCUUUGGCUAUCGCCACAUCCAUCUCUCCCGACCCAACGACCUUUAAGCCGGCGAUAACGGUGAACAUUGUAUACCCUGGACCACUAGAAAAAGGGCAGGCGUUCAGGAAGCUGUAUUCCGCCAUCAGCUCUAACUAUACUGAACAAAUGGUUCCUUGGACAAACCUAACCUCCGUCGCACUUCCCGCUGUAGAGGCCGGAACACUCAUUAAAGGUAACCCGCACGAUCAGUACAGCGUCUUAACCAAGAAUCUACCAGUAGCGAACUUGCGCGAAGCCGUCGAUGCGCUCGGUACCUUAGCACAGCAGUACCCAGGAGCAAACGAAAGUACCAUUUUCAUUGAAACUUUCGGCCAGAAGGCUCUAUCAGAUCUUCCAGCAAACUAUUCCGCCUUCCCUCACAGGGAUACAUUCCGUAACGCGAUAGUCUUCUCGGUGACAUAUUCUGACGCAGCCGUGGCUAGUGCAGCUAACUCCUGGGCGAUGAGCAUGCGUGAUAAGUUUGCGCAGUCCGAAGUUUCCGGAUACGACAAGUUGCAGAUCUAUCAGAAUUAUGCGCAUGGUGAUGAGCCCCUCUCGGCUCUGUAUGGUUACGAGGAGUGGCGUCAUGAGCGUCUAACUGCGUUGAAGAACAGUUAUGAUCCUCAUGGAUUCUUUAACGGGUUCCACGCAGUGCCAAACAAGCUUUCAGAUUGGUCUUGA